Messenger RNA from Drosophila ficusphila, 1021 nucleotides. It is a transcript of the gene Cpr49Ah, whose product is annotated as endocuticle structural glycoprotein SgAbd-2. The transcript has 2 exons. Lineage: Eukaryota; Metazoa; Arthropoda; Insecta; Diptera; Drosophilidae. Gene Ontology annotation, cellular component: chitin-based extracellular matrix. The coding region runs from base 117 to 683 and encodes 188 amino acids. Gene Ontology annotation, molecular function: structural constituent of chitin-based larval cuticle. The record is from RefSeq and is a predicted model, not a curated record.
UGCUUUCACUAGCCAGUGCGAUCAGUGCCAGCCAAACGGGCGACAAGCGGGCCAAAACAGUGCAAUUUGUGCAAUUAGUGGAAUACAGUGGAUAAGCGGCAGAAACUCCUUGCAAAAUGAAAGUGCUCAUACUCCUCGUACUUUUGGUUAUAUCCUGCCAAGGACAACACCACCAUCAGCACCAGAACGUGAACAACAUUCCGCGGGAUGACAAGCCAGAUCAUCAUCGCCACGAGGACCAUCGGGAGACCAGCACCUGGAUUCCCAUAAUCAAGUACAACAAGGAGCAGAGCGACGACGGCAGCUACAAGACGGAGUACGAGACGGGAAACAGCAUCGUCCACGAGGAAACCGGCUUCCUCAAGGACUUCGAUACGAAUCCGAACGGAGUGUUGGUGCAGCAUGGCCAGUACUCCUACCAAUCGCCGGAGGGAACUCUGGUGAAUGUGCAGUACACGGCCGACGAGAAUGGCUUCCGCGCCACCGGGGAUCACAUUCCCACGCCGCCGGCGAUUCCCGAGGAGAUCCAGAAGGGACUUGACCAGAUCUACGCCGGUAUCAAGUUGCAGCAGGAGCGGCUGGAGCAGCGGGCCAAAACAGAUCCGGACUUUGCCAGGAAGCUGGAGGAGCGACGGGUGGCCAACCAGAAUGGCCAGUACAUUGGCCUGCUGGAGAACCAGUAGACCAGUUCUCCCAUCUCUUAUUCCACUGGGAACCCCAUCCACCGAACCGACGAUCCUGGAAACGUGUCUCCUUCGCAUUCUACAUCAACAUCAACAAGACUGUGAUUUCACUCUGCAAGUUCUUCUUCCAAAUCGCUGUACCACCACUCCGAUUGAUAUACUUUGAUAACUUUUAAUUUCCAACUAAGUUCCAUAAACAAACACACACACACACAGGUGCACAUACACACACACACACUCACACUCACAGGGGCGCUCAAUCAAAGUAAUAAUAUUUUAUUAACGAGUGUGAAAGUUUCGCCGCUUUGAAACAAUAAAAGAAAAACUAACGUUUCCAU